AUGUCCGCCGAAGACCGCUCGGGAAGCGUCUACCACAUCCAAGAGCGCGACAUAACAGUCUUGUCUUCCCAGAUACUCGAUCUAUCCCUCCCAUGGUCUCAGCUCGUCGCUCUCGAUCUCAGACCCAUCUCACUGGCGCCCGACGUCGCCCUCGUGCUUAUGCAUCGUACGGCGAUGUCCUUGCAAGAGGCAUUCUUCCGUCUGGAUUCGGACGCUAACGCACCAACCAAAGCUUCAUAUCUCAGACCCCUGAUGGAUCCGCCUAACGUCAGGAUGACGGCGCUGAAAAAGUUGAUCAUUAUUCUUGGAGGAACGGAGGCGGGCUUCUUCUGCCAGGUUCUCGCGCCUCGGCUGAAGGAACUGCGCGUUGAAAUGACGAACGCGAACAUUGAGGGAUGGAACCUCGCUCUCUUCCGCCCACUCAUCGCGUUAUGCCCAAGGAAGCUGGAAGUACUCGAGCUCGUCGACUCUCAAGGGCAUGCCGCCGUCCUUCUACGCACCCCUGAAGGUCGUCAACUCACGCACCUGGAGCUCGAAGCCCUGCUUCAGUUCAUACCCAACGUUCACACUCUCCGCCUUCCGCGCAGCCUGUUUGUCCACUCCACCACGCUCCGCAAGCUCGGGAACGGACACCUUCUGCCCUCGCUCAAGACUCUCGAAGUGACGGCCAGCAGCCUCACAAAUGCCGAAGAUAUCAUGUUUAUGAUCACGGAGCGGGUUCUGGUCAUAGAGGCUGCGAGACGCGGUGUUGGGAUGUCCACCGUCAAUGUCGGCGGGUCCUUGGAGGAGGGGGAGGAGAGGCAUGUCGAGGCCAUUACGAACGUCGUCCUUCAUAUGACGCUCGCCGAAAGGAGCGCAUUCCUGAAGGAUGUUAUUCUGGAGUAUCUUUCCGGUCUCGGAGACGUGGAGAUUCGUGUCGAAGCCAUGUGGUGA
This is a messenger RNA of Cyclocybe aegerita, 933 nucleotides long. The record is from the annotation of a GenBank genome assembly. Lineage: Eukaryota; Fungi; Basidiomycota; Agaricomycetes; Agaricales; Hemipholiotaceae.